AUCACCGCCAGAAAGCCGAGUUGAGAAGAAAAAAUGGAAUCCGAACCCUUCUCCACCAACACGUUUGAAUUCCCCCGCCGUUACUGUCGCGGCCUCCUAUUGGUCGGUGCUGGCCAAGUGGAAGCGUCUGCUGUGAUUGGUUGGUGUGCGUCAGCCCCGCCCCUCCCUCUGCGACCAGCGAGUCCCGCCCCGGAAGGGUCGUCUCCCGAUCUGCACCUGCGCAGCGCUUCAGUCCGGGUUCGCUGGCUCUCCGCUGGCACUCCCCCGGCGCCAGGGGCCGGCUUUCCUGCACUUUCCAGUUUAACCAGAGCAAGUCUCUUUCGGGGAGGGAGCCAUUCCUGGGUAGAGUCACCCGUUGAGAGGAUAACAGGGGCGGAAACGCUGCUCUCAGCAUCUGGACCUAAAAGAAUUCUGCGCAGAACUCCGAUGCCCGUCACGAUUGACAUGUCUGAACUCGGCUUAUCAGCGCCCCUCCCUCCGAGCUUGUCCCAAGUAAGGGCUCAGGUGUCCUCUGGGAAAGGUCACUUCUCGAGUAAACUACACGGGUGCGGGGCUCUGAUAAGUGGCUUUGUGAUCCAGGACAACAAGAUGUCUUUUAUCAGCAUCCUGACAUGCUCUAUGACCAGAGGAGACCAAGGAGACAUGACAACUAAAUGCAAUGUGGUAUUGAAUCCUGGAACAGAGAGAAGACAUUAAUGGAAAAACUGAUGAAAUCCAAAUAAUAAAUAGCUGAGGUUUAGUUAACAGUAAUGUACCAGUGUUGGUUUCUUAAUUUGAACAAAUGAACAACAGUAAUGUAAGAUCUUAACAGUAGGGAAACUGAGUGAAAGGUAUACGCCAACUGUACUAUCUUUGAAACUUUUCUGUAAAUAAAA
Molecule: messenger RNA, 875 nt
Organism: Rhinolophus ferrumequinum (greater horseshoe bat)
Lineage: Eukaryota; Metazoa; Chordata; Mammalia; Chiroptera; Rhinolophidae
Exons: 3
Coding region: 34-696 (220 amino acids)
Source: RefSeq, a predicted model, not a curated record